AUGGCUUCUGCUGCACGAGGAUUGACUUGGAGGAAGAAACUGUUAACAUUCUCAGUGGUGCUGCAGCUUGCGGCUGGCUUCGGUGGUCUUUUGGCUGCCUUCGGGACUGAACCUUCUAACGAAAAGCCCUCAUCCAACUUGCACGAGCGUAUCGACAUUUCAGAGAAAGAAGGAAACAUCUUGAUGAUAAACUCAAAUAUCGACGCAGAGCAAGCAUUCGACGGAGGCCUCAAGGCAGAGCCGAUCGCAGCGGCUUACCUAAGAGGAGCCGAUACAAAUGUUUCAUUGGGAUCUCUUAAAUCCGGCAUCACUGCCGAGCAGCGCGAGCUCAAUCAAGCAACUCCACCAACUGGAAUCUACUUCUAUGAGGAUAUUCUCCCAACUACGCGACAAGAUGAACUGAGCGAAGAACAAGUAGACCCGCGGACGUUCUCCGCCUUGUCCUCGUCAACAACAGACGAUGACUAUGACUCACCUAAUCGUCGCCUGGGUGGGCAGAUAGUGCAGAAGCUCAUGAGGCUAAAGGUGUACACCGGGCUUAAAAAGUACGCCAAGUAUGCAAACUACGCAGGAUACAAUACAUACGGAGCAGGCACUUACACCAACUAUGGAGGGUAUGGUGGCUACCCUGCUUAUCCAUACUCCACAGCAUCCGCAGCUUCCAACUACUCCGGAUACAAUGACUACGCUGGAUACAGUAACUAUACGGGGUAUAGUGUUCCCACACCUGAUGUUGCUGUGGGAUACAAGAAAUUCUCUAAGUACUCGGAAGAGCCUGGACAGAGGUAUCUUGCGAGCUUACUGAGCAAAAGCAGAACAAGCUGGUGGCUAUCGAAUAAGGUUUCUCGGCUAACUGAUAUCUUGGGAGGCGUCUGUUCCAGAGGCGUAGACCAGCCCAUAAUGCUCUCUAAUGGGUAUGAAUCAAAAGAGGCAACGUUCCUAGCUGUUCUUCAGAACAGAGAACGGUUCGUUGACUUGCUUGCGCAGGAGCUGUCGAAUCAAAUACCCGUAAGGUGGAUCGGUCGAAUGUAUUCCGAACUUCAGGGCCAAUUUUCAGCAGUUGAUUCUUUGGACAGGGACUUUGCAAUUGCGAAGAUGGCUCCACCGGGCGAAGCACUGUCAAGCUUUCGCCACAGUCUGCGUCUCGACAUACCGAUUGACUUGUAUGAGUUUACAGGUAUGGGGACCUACGUGCAAGCCCCCGACGGCCAAGUGUUCCUUAACGCAAUCUCCCGCCGACCCCUGAUACGGGCCACUGCGGACACUGUUAUUGCCAGUUGUUCAAAGGGAAAGAAAGGAUACAAAGCAUUGCUUAGCAUGUCUCAGCAAGCAGUGAGAGUCGUUGCGAACCUCAAUUGCAUCAUGAUGGUGCACACCAACAUUAAUCCCAGUUCGUUCCUCAUCACAGAGAAGGGUCUUGUCUUCCUUGGAGGUCUUUUCCAAGCGGUGCCACAAGGGACAUAUUUGGUUCAGUCAUAUCAGUUCACAGGUGGUUCCUCUCCCGUCUUUGUUCCUCCGGAACUGCGGGACUCUGCAGCUUAUUAUUCGCUCACAGCGCAACCGUCAAUGGAUUCUUGGCAACUGGGAAUGACGCUGUACACCUUUUGGUGUGACAAGAUAUCGACAGCGUCGGCCGGAGGCCUCAGCUUUACCGACUGUCGUUCGCAAAUGCCCACAGAAAUACAGGAUCUGAUCUUGGGGUUGACUCAGGCGGACCCGACAACGCGGCUGAUUGCAGAAAACGUGGCGCUAACACACCCCGCAAUGCUACUUCCAAUUUACCCCGACAUCCCUAAUCAGAUAGACACCAACCAGGAUGACGACAUACUACUGGAUACCUUUUGA
Messenger RNA from Eimeria tenella, 1845 nucleotides. RefSeq names its product Rhoptry kinase family protein ROP23 (incomplete catalytic triad), putative. Gene Ontology annotation, biological process: protein phosphorylation. The transcript has a single exon. The record is from RefSeq and is a predicted model, not a curated record. Gene Ontology annotation, molecular function: protein kinase activity; ATP binding. The coding region runs from base 1 to 1845 and encodes 614 amino acids. Lineage: Eukaryota; Apicomplexa; Conoidasida; Eucoccidiorida; Eimeriidae.